Molecule: messenger RNA, 1020 nt
Organism: Zasmidium cellare ATCC 36951
Lineage: Eukaryota; Fungi; Ascomycota; Dothideomycetes; Mycosphaerellales; Mycosphaerellaceae
Exons: 3
Coding region: 1-1020 (339 amino acids)
Molecular function (GO): oxidoreductase activity, acting on the CH-OH group of donors, NAD or NADP as acceptor
Source: RefSeq, a predicted model, not a curated record
AUGCAGAUCAACGAUUCAGCCCUCCCUCUUGGUUCGGUCGUUGUGGUCAUUGGAGCAAAUGGCCACAUCGCCGCCGAGACUUGCGAGAAGCUGCUUCAGGCAGGCUUCCGUGUCCGUGGAACUGUUCGAGAUGUUCACCGGCAGGCUUGGAUGGGCAAGCUCUUCGAUCCUCAAUGGCCUGGGAUGUUCGAGCUGGUCAAGGUAGAGGACUUUGGGAGGGAUGGGGCCUUCGAUACAGCUUUCGAGGGAGCUGCUGGGGUCAUUUACGCCUCGCCACCCGUCCAGUUCAGUGCCGAGCCAGCAAAGUCUAUCGCUCCAAUCAUCCAGACCAUCACCAACACUCUCUCUGCCGCGUCCUCGCAAUCCUCGAUCAAGCGUUUCGUUCUCGUGUCCUCCUCGAUGGCCGUUCAAAACGUCAUUCACGACCAGCCUCGACGUCUCACUCGGCAAAUGUUCAACGACGCUGCUAUUAUCAGAUCUCUCUGUCAGGCCGAUGCGGACCCGCUCAGCGUCUACAGUGCAGGACGCACUCUGGCAGAACUGUCUUUCUGGACCUGGGUCGAAGAGCACAACCCCAAAUUCAUCGCCAACGUUGUCGUCCCGGAUGCAAAUUUUGGCCGACUGUUGAAUCCAGACACCGACACUGGCCUCGCAACAAGUAUCAUGGGAAUGCUGAAGAGAGCCGCGGCCGGGGAGCUGCAUGCAGUCAAUCCAAUAAGCCACGUUGUUGAUGUCCAGGACACCGCCCGCCUUUUGGUGGCAGCGGUGGCUCUGCCCGACGUGCAAGGCGAGCGCGUCUUUGCAUACCACCGAAUAGAGAAUUGGGCAUCCCUGCGUGCUAAGAUCCGUGCUCACCGGUCAGACGUCGUCGUAGGCGAGGAUCGAGCCAACGAAGGCAUCGACCUGGCAGAUGCCAGUGCCGCAAUCGCACGCUCCGACGAGCUGCUCAGAAGACUUGGGCGACCCGGAUUUACGAGCGUCGAUCAAAUGCUGGGAGACUUUGUGGCUUCAUGUUACUGA